Messenger RNA from Ruditapes philippinarum (Manila clam), 2578 nucleotides. RefSeq lists its product as uncharacterized. The record is from RefSeq and is a predicted model, not a curated record. The transcript is spliced from 2 exons. The coding region runs from base 1433 to 2227 and encodes 264 amino acids. Lineage: Eukaryota; Metazoa; Mollusca; Bivalvia; Venerida; Veneridae.
ACGUUGAAGGUGUUUUAAUGCUAAAUCGGAUAAUAAUAUAUAAAGGUAGGGGUUUUUUUUACACUAAACGUAUCUUUACAAAUUCGUAACUUUUUCAUGAUUCAAAGACUUGAAUGUUUGUUUAUCAUUUUAACAAGAUAACUUGAAGCAACGCCUUUCAGAUUUAUGAAAACACAUGACACGACAUGUUUUCGUUAAUUUAAAAUAGAACAUUUUUCAAAAUUGAAUAUAAAUGAUGAUUUAAAUACGUUUUCGGUUGACAUUUCCUUAUUGAUUUAUCAAAAUAUUGAUUAAAACUACAUACGAUAUGAAAUGUUAAAUCAACAUGUUUAAAGUAUGCACCGGGUAGCUAUGUCAUGUUUAAAACUCUACAAACUAAAGAUAACACAGUAUUAAUACUUAGUGAUACUAAAUUCUUUUCUGGAUUUUGCCAUUUAUUACAUGUGCAGAAAACUUUGCAACAUAUUUAACUCUGUCUUCAGCAAUUAUGCACAUUCAAGACUUUCAUGGAGGUUCCUGGUAAACAAGACGAAGAAGCUUCAAGAGCUGAUGACACAACAUUAAUAUGUCUCUCUUGUGAUAUUGAUGGUUUAAAGGAACCAGCCUAUGGCUUCUGUCAGGACUGCCAGGAGCACCUAUGUGAAACAUGCUAUAAACAUCACAGACGUGCACGUCCAUUUAAAAACCAUGAACUCAUUGACAAAGAAUCCAUGCCAAAUAUCCGGGUAAUUUCAUCGGACGAUACCGCAGAUCUUUGCGCCAACCACCAAGAUAAGCCAUUAGAAUUCUAUUGCAGAGACCACAAAUUGGUGGCUUGUUAUGUGUGUGUUACAUUGGAACACAAACAGUGUAAAGUGGACUAUAUUCCUGAUGUUUCUGGAAGCCUGUCUGAUGAGUUUAAUGAUCUAUUAAAACAAAUGGAAUCUUUAAUAACAAAAUGUCAAUCAAACAUAGAAAAUAUUAGCAAAGCUGCCCAAAGUCUAGACCAGAGAUAUGCAAAAUUUGUUAAAGAUAUAAGUGCCUUUAGGAAAAAAUUGAAUGAGUGUCUGGAUCGAAUGGAAACCGAAAUAAUUAAUAAAGCCGAAUCGUUUGUAAAGAAUGCAAAAAUUAAACAAAAAACCAUAAAAUCUGCUUGCUUAGAUGUAACUGAAGAACUUGAAUAUUCACAUUCGGUUGUAAGUAAAUUAAGAGAAGAUGCCAAGCACAACAAGCUUUUUAUUGCGAUGAAAAAUGUCGCAAAACGUCUGCCUUUACUGGAAGAUAAAGAAAAUUAGUAUUAGAUGAAAAUACAAUAGAUGAUUGUAUCAAAUUAACCCGGAACACAGAUCUGAUUAAUCAAUUUGAAUCUGAGAAUGUGUAUGGAAUAUUGUUUACAGGUGUACAACCUUCUCCAGAUAGAACAAUAAAUAUACAAUAUACGGAUACGAUUAACAUGAAGACCAAAUCCGAAGAGAAACAAUGUAACAUCAUGGGUAUGGUUAUGAUUGCUCCUACAAGAAUGAUCGUUGCUGACAAUACAAACUUCAAAAUCAAACUAAUUGACAAUGAGAAAUGUGUAGUCGUGACGGAGAAUAAGAUGUCCUCACAACCGGUUGAUGUUAUAAUUCUUCCAGAAAAUAAGCUUGCUGUGACAUUGGAAAGUGAAAAGUGUAUUCAGAUAAUGUCUUAUACUGAUGUAGAUCUUUCAUCAGAUCGACGUAUAGAUGUUAAAGAACUUUGCAACGGGAUAGCUUAUUGUCAUUAUAAGUUUGUUGUCACUUGCUGGUCAUCUAAAAAAAUAAUCAUUAUCAAUCUUGAAGGAUGUAUUCUCAAAGUUUUACGUUCUCCUGCUAUGUUUAAUGGGCCUAGCAGAGUUUUGAUCAGCAAGGAUGAGAAGUUUCUAUAUGUAACAGACAGAGAUUUGAGGUCUAACAGCAGUGUUAUGAAAAUUGAUUUGGAAGGAAAUCUUAUUAGCGUUUUUAAAGAGUCAGGAUAUGCUGUUCCUUAUGGUCUGCAACAAUUAGAAGACGAGACGAUACUUGUGUGUUUUCAAGACAGAGGAACUGUCCUGAGACUAACAAGCAGCUUAAAGAGAUGUGACAUUAUUGGACCAGAGAAGGAAAAUAUGUAUCGCCCAAAAGCUAUAACAUACUGUCACAUAUAUCACAAACUUUAUGUAAGUUGUUCAUCAGAGAAAGGGAAACAAAACGCUGAUAUUGUGAAAAUAUUCAAUGUUAAGUGGAUCUGAACUUUACAAGGGAAUAUUACGUCAUCAAAUCACAAUAUAUCUUAAUUAUGGCAAGGAAUUUCAAUUAUUAAUUGCUUUUUGGAAAAAAGAGUUACUAGUAUAUUAUCUUUCCCAUAACAUCUUGGAACCCUAAAAUUACACUGAUUCAUCCAAAUUUAAUAAGAACGAAUGUCUCUAACAGGUACAAAAGUUUCUUUCAUAUAUGAAGGGCCUAGAUAUUGGCAAUUUUAAAAAUAUGAUUUACACGUAAUUGCUUAUUUCUGUUUUGCAACAUUUAAUAAAAACAUAUUAGCUAGUAUAACAUUAUUGACACUAUAUUUAGGUCCCAUGCCUUGUAUAAUUCUAACAGUU